Messenger RNA from Lachancea fermentati, 852 nucleotides. NCBI's taxonomy places the organism in Eukaryota, Fungi, Ascomycota, Saccharomycetes, Saccharomycetales, Saccharomycetaceae. The record is from the annotation of a GenBank genome assembly.
AUGACCUACACUUUAACCAUCUUGGGAUGCGGCGUAAUGGGCCAAGCCAUUUUAUCUGCGAUUUACAACGCACCUGCUGCAGAUGCUGACGUUAAACAUUUUUAUCCAUCGAAGAUUAUUACUUGCAACCACAACAAAGCUGCGGCUGACCAAGUUACCCAAUUGGUUAGCGGAUUCGGUAAAUCAGCUAACGGAAUUGAAGUCGAGUCUACUUUUGACCAAAACAAGCCUGCCGUCGAGGAAGCAGAUGUCAUCGUUCUAGCCACGAAGCCAUUUUUGGCCAAACAGGUGCUCGACGGAGUGGCCGCGGAAAUCAAGGGGAAGUUGAUUAUUUCUCUAGCUGCCGGUUGGACUAUUGGGCAAUUGCAGGGGUACACUGACUUUGUGUCCCGUGUCAUGACGAACACACCAGCAAAAUUUGGUUACGGUAUGGCCGUAAUCGCUCAUUCUCCAGAAGUUUCAGAUGAAAAGAAAGCUCUUGUUGGAGAGCUAAUCGGCCAUGUCGGUAAGUGCAUUGAGCUACCUGAAAAAAACAUGGAUGCUGCUACAGCUCUUGUUGGAUCUGGUCCUGCCUUUGUGUUGUUGAUGCUUGAAUCUCUUAUGGAGAGUGGCAUCAAGAUGGGAAUUCCCCUCAAGGAAAGCAGAGAGUGCGCCAUUAAAGUUUUGGAAGGAACCGCAAAGAUGGUCGAAAUCACUGGCGAACAUCCAAGUGUCUUGAAACACCAAGUUUGUACUCCAGGCGGUACGACCAUUGCCGGGCUGUGCGUCAUGGAAGACAAGGGUGUGAGAAGCGGUAUUAUAAAGGGUGUCGAAGAAGCAGCCGAAGUAGCCGCUCGUCUUGGCAAGAAAUAA